UGGUACAGACGCGUUUAAAAACGCCCAAGCAGGAGUCCGCAAUUACCGCGUUUUGUUUUAUCAUCACCGUAUCGAAUUAUUUCCUUGAUUGACAGAUCGCUGCCAAAUAUAUAUAUAUAUAUAUAUAUAUAUAAAAAAAUCGCAGUGGCGUUGUAGAAAAGAUGCAUUUGUGAUUUAUUUAUUUUUUCUUUUUAGUUGAAAGCAUCCGUUUCCGACUACAGCUAUGUAGUUUCUACUUCUGUGCCUUUUAUAAUCAGUUAAAGUUGCAUUUAACUUGCAUCUGCAUUGCAUUACACUGUCGUCCUGGGCUGUGGAGCUGGAGUAAGUAUGGGACUGCCUGCGCUAGAGUUCAGCGACUGCUAUGUGGACAGCCCCCAGUUCCGAGAGAGGCUGAAGUCUCAUGAACUGGAACUAGAGAAGACCAACAAGUUCAUCAAGGAGCUGAUUAAGGAUGGCAAAGCUUUAAUUCAAGCCCUGAAAAAUUUGUCUACUGCGAAGAGAAAGUUUGCAGAGUCACUGAACGAGUUUAAAUUCCAGUGCAUUGGCGAUGCAGAAACAGACGAUGAGAUAUGCAUUGCCAAAUCACUACAGGAGUUUGCUGGAGUCUUACAGAACCUGGAAGAUGAGAGGACACGAAUGAUUGAAAAUGCCAGUGAUGUGUUGAUCUUGCCACUGGAACGUUUCAGGAAGGAGCAGAUUGGAGCGGCAAAGGAAGCCAAAAAGAAAUAUGAUAAAGAGACUGAGAAGUACUGUACAGUGUUGGAGAAACAUCUCAGUCUGUCUGCAAAAAAGAAGGAAGCACACCUUCAUGAAGCGGAUAACCAGGUGGACAUCGUGAGGCAUCACUUCUAUGAAGUCUCGCUGGAAUAUGUCUUCAAAGUGCAGGAAGUUCAGGAGAGGAAAAUGUUUGAGUUUGUGGAGCCGUUGCUGGCUUUUCUACAGGGUCUGUUUACAUAUUAUCAUCAUGGGUACGAACUGGCCAAAGACUUCAACCAUUUUAAGACAGACCUCACAAUCAGCAUUCAAAAUACGCGGAAUCGAUUCGAGAGCACACGUUCAGAGGUGGAAUGUUUGAUGAAGAAGAUGAAGGAAAACCCGCACGAACAUAAGAGCAUCAGUCCACACACAAUGGAAGGAUACCUGUUUGUGCAAGAGAAACGUUCCUUCGUGUCCACAUGGGUGAAGUACUACUGCAUCUAUCAACGAGAGCCCAAACGCAUGACCAUGAUGCUGUUUGAUCAGAAGUCUGGGGGCAAAAAUGGAGACGAGGAAAGCUUUACGCUCAAAUCUUGCACCAGAAGGAAAACAGACUCCAUUGAGAAGAGGUUCUGUUUUGACAUUGAAGCUGUGGACCGGCCUGGAGUGAUCACCAUGCAGGCGCUGUCAGAGGAAGAUCGCAGACUCUGGAUGGAAGCCAUGGACGGAAGAGAACCGGUAUACACCCUAAAUCGUGACAGCCAGAAUGAAGCUAUGGCACAAUUAGAUGUCAUCGGCUUCAACAUUGUCAAAAAAUUCAUCUAUGCCAUAGAAACCAGAGGUAUUGAUGAACAGGGGUUAUACAGGAUUGUCGGUGUGAGCUCCAGAGUGCAGAAACUACUCAGCCUGGCCAUGGACCCCAAAACCUGUGCAGAUGUGGAGCUGAACAGCACAGAAUGGGAGAUCAAGACCAUCACCAGUGCAAUAAAGCACUACCUCAGGAUGCUGCCGGCCCCUCUCAUGACAUACCAGUACCAGAGGAGCUUCAUCAAAGCAGCCAAACUGGACAUUCCCGAGGCGAGGGUGGCAGAGAUCCACUCCACAGUGCACCGUCUCCCUGAGAAGAACCGCCAGAUGCUGGAGCUUCUCAUGAAACACUUGGCCAAAGUGGCCAGUCACCACCAGCAGAAUUUGAUGACGGUUGCUAACCUCGGCGUAGUGUUCGGCCCUACGCUCUUGAGGCCUCAGGAAGAGACUGUCGCUGCAAUCAUGGACAUCAAGUUCCAGAACAUUGUGAUAGAAAUCCUAAUUGAGAACCAUGAACGGAUUUUCAAAGACAUGCCAGUGUCUGGAGGAGGGCAGGGCAAACUCCAGCCUAACCUGCCCAGACGGAGGAGUGCAGACAGCAAGGCCCCGUCCUGCAGCGAGAGACCCCUCACUCUUUUCCACACCCCCCCUCAUUUUCAGAGAAAGACAAAGGAUAGCAACACAUUUCUGCUUUUUGCAUCAGCAGUGGGAGAAGAGGAACACAGUGUGGUUGUAAACUCCAGUGCAGACUUGUCAUCAGUAAAUUGCAACAGCACACUCAGUUGCACUCGACUCGACAGCGUACCCACUGGAGACGGAGACCACGAUGGGCUUCAGCUGCCCAAGCAGAGGCGGCCUAAUUCACUUCAAAAUCCAAAGGUUCUCAGCAGUAUGUCAACAGGUCAAAAUCCAAAGGUUCUCAGCAGUAUGUCGACAGGCCCGGCUUCACCCAGUCCCACCUCACCUCGCUCCCCCUCAUGGCCGACGUUCUCUGCCCCCUCCAGCCCCUCCAGCGAAUCCUCCCCCGUCAGUCCUCCGCCACGAAAGGCACGUGCACUAUACGCCUGCAAGGCUGAACAUGACUCAGAGCUGUCCUUUAUCGCAGGCACCGUACUCGAGAACGUGCAUCCCUCAAGAGAACCAGGCUGGCUGGAGGGCACGCUGGACGGGAAGACGGGGUUAAUUCCGGAGACUACGUGGAGUUUGUCUAGCUGGAAGUCAGUGAGAGCGGUGCCACACAGAGCCCGCUUUUGAAACAACUGAACUUCGACAGAAAAGCCGAGUUCAUAUGCCUGUGUGAUAGAAUGGGUUUUUUGGCAAUCCCCUAGCGCUUGUUCCACGCAUCCCACAAUGCAUUGCCGCUGUUUAAGACAAAGUUCAACACAAGAUAAAAGGGAAAAAAAUAAUAAAAAAACCCGGGACCAAGUUGUU
This is a messenger RNA of Cyprinus carpio (common carp), 2934 nucleotides long. RefSeq names its product rho GTPase-activating protein 26-like. Gene Ontology annotation, cellular component: cytoplasm. Lineage: Eukaryota; Metazoa; Chordata; Actinopteri; Cypriniformes; Cyprinidae. The record is from RefSeq and is a predicted model, not a curated record. Gene Ontology annotation, biological process: signal transduction. Gene Ontology annotation, molecular function: protein binding; GTPase activator activity.